Messenger RNA from Artibeus jamaicensis (Jamaican fruit-eating bat), 3194 nucleotides. RefSeq names its product hyaluronan synthase 1 (gene HAS1). Gene Ontology annotation, molecular function: hyaluronan synthase activity. Lineage: Eukaryota; Metazoa; Chordata; Mammalia; Chiroptera; Phyllostomidae. The record is from RefSeq and is a predicted model, not a curated record. Bases 1107 to 2855 code for a protein of 582 amino acids. Gene Ontology annotation, biological process: extracellular matrix assembly; hyaluronan biosynthetic process. The transcript has 8 exons.
CAGGAGUACAGGUCCCAGGUGCCUCCUCCUUCAGACCCAGGGGCAGCAGAACUAAGAAGAUAAGAAGGUCGCUAAGAGAGAAGGGGCUGGGGGCUUGGACCCCUGGGUCUGGCAUCUGGGACCUGCACUCCUGUGUGCUGAUGCCUGGCCUCUGGCCUCUGCAGUGCACCCCCUUCUGAGCUCUGACAGGAAAAUUUGCAGGACCCAGUGUUCUCUUGCACGCGUGCUCUGGUUCUGUGCCUCCCCAACUUCGCUGCUGAAGUUCUGUGGUCCACCUUGAGCCUCGGGCCGGCCUUUGUCCCAGACCAGGGCCUGAAGAGCCUCCAGGGGAGCCACACAGGUGUGAGUCAGGAAACUCCUCUUUCCAGGCCUCAGUUUCUCUCUCUGGCAAAUGAAACCACUCCUGUCUUGCUUCCCUGGGAGAGGAUAGACCUGAGAACCAGAAGUCUCUCUCUCCCUCCCCCUGACUCUUUUUGUCUCUGUUUUUGUCAGGGGAAAGGGUACCAGCAUUGGAGGAAGCCAGGUGGAGGUGUCUUCAGCUGGAAGGACUGGGUUACGGGCACCCAGGGCCCUCCUUUCCUCCAGGCCCAGAGGUCCCACGGGCCUCUCCAGGGGCAGAACGGGGUAUACCAUCAUCACCGCCUGCCUCCCUCCCUCUCUUUCAGGAAUUCAGCAGGAUCCGGGAGGCCUAGGUGUUUCCCAGAACGUGGUGUGUGGGAAGAACAGCCUGUGUAGUAACGGCAGCCCGGCCAGAGCUCCACUGAGGCACUGGUCCAGACCCUGAAGAAACAGUCGGGAACAAAAACCAGGUAGACACUGUGCCUGGGGAAAGGUCAUAUGCCAACCAGAGAGACAUCCAUUAUACAACAAAGCCCCACCCUGGGGUAGAGGAAUCGCCGGCCCCUCCUGCUCUGGGCUCAGCUCCCACCAGAGGACCCAUCAUCCUGACACAGCCAGACACCAGGCGGUGGCCCAGACUCCCCGGCAACCCCGUCAGCACAGGCUGACUUUGCUCUGCGCUAGUCUUCAAAUGCCCCCCCAGCUCCCGGGCCACAGAGAAACUCGGAGAGCGGCAGGAGAGCGGAGAGCCCGGCCGACCCGCAGCCAUGAGACAGGACGUGACCAAGCCCAGCCGGACAGCCCGCCAGUGCUCCGGCCUGGCCCGGAGGGUGUUGACCAUCGUCUUCGCGCUGCUUAUCCUGAGCCUCAUCACCUGGGCCUACGCAGCCGGCGUGCCGCUGGCCUCCGAUCGCUACGGCCUCCUAGCCUUUGGCCUCUACGGGGCCUUCCUCUCGGCGCACUUAGUGGCUCAGAGCCUGUUCGCGUACCUGGAGCACCGGCGGGUGGCGGCGGCUGCGCGGAGGGCAGCGGCUCGGGGACCCCUGGACGCGGCCACGGCGCGCACUGUGGCGCUGACCAUCUCGGCGUACCAGGAGGACCCCGAGUACCUGCGCCAGUGCCUGGCUUCCGCCCGCUCCCUGCUGUACCCGCGCGCGCGGUUGCGCGUCCUCAUGGUUGUGGAUGGCAACCGCGCGGAGGACCUCUACAUGGUCGACAUGUUCCGCGAGAUCUUCGCGGACGAGGACCCCGCCACCUACGUCUGGGAGGGCAACUACCACCAGCCCUGGGAACCUGCGGCGGUGGGCGCAGUGGGCGAGGGCGCCUAUCGGGAGGUGGAGGCCGAGGACCCCGGGCGGCUGGCGGUGGAGGCGUUGGUGAGGACGCGCAGGUGCGUGUGUGUGGCGCAGCGCUGGGGCGGCAAGCGAGAGGUCAUGUACACCGCCUUCAAAGCGCUUGGCGACUUGGUGGACUACGUGCAGGUGUGUGACUCAGACACAAGGCUGGACCCAAUGGCACUGCUGGAGUUGGUGCGGGUGCUGGAUGAGGAUCCCCGGGUAGGGGCCGUCGGGGGAGAUGUGAGGAUCCUCAACCCUCUGGACUCCUGGGUCAGCUUCUUAAGCAGCCUGCGGUACUGGGUAGCCUUCAAUGUGGAGCGAGCUUGUCAGAGCUACUUCCACUGCGUGUCCUGCAUCAGCGGUCCCCUAGGCUUAUACAGGAACAACCUCCUGCAACAGUUUCUUGAGGCCUGGUACAACCAGAAGUUCCUGGGCACCCACUGCACUUUUGGGGAUGACCGGCACCUGACCAACCGCAUGCUCAGCAUGGGCUACGCCACCAAGUACACCUCCAGGUCCCGCUGCUACUCAGAGACCCCCUCGUCUUUUCUGCGCUGGCUGAGUCAGCAGACGCGCUGGUCCAAGUCGUACUUCCGCGAGUGGCUGUACAACGCGCUGUGGUGGCACCGGCAUCACGCGUGGAUGACCUACGAGGCGGUGGUCUCCGGACUCUUCCCCUUCUUCGUGGCGGCCACGGUGCUGCGGCUUUUCUACGCUGGCCGCCCGUGGGCGCUGCUGUGGGUGCUGCUCUGCGUGCAGGGUGUGGCGCUGGCCAAGGCGGCCUUCGCCGCCUGGUUGCGCGGCUGUGCGCGCAUGCUGCUGCUCUCGCUCUACGCGCCCCUCUACAUGGGAGGCCUCCUGCCCGCCAAGUUCCUGGCGCUGGCCACCAUGAACCAGAGUGGCUGGGGCACCUCAGGCCGGAGGAAGCUGGCCGCCAACUAUGUCCCUGUACUGCCGCUGGCCCUGUGGGCGUUGUUGCUACUCGGCGGCCUGGUGCGCAGUGUGGUGCAUGAGGCCAGAGCCGACUGGAGCGGCCAGUCCAGGACUGUUGAGGCCUACCACCUGGCGGCGGGGGCCGGCGCCUACGUUGGGUACUGGGUGCUCAUGCUCAUGUUCUACUGGGUGGGCGUGAGGAGGCUCUGCCGGCGGCGAGCCGGGGGCUACCGCGUCCAGGUGUGAGUUCCGGUGCGCGGGUGCUGACACACGGGUCUUCACGGGAGACAAGAAACCAAUCAGGUCCCAGGACUGACGAACUUAUGGGUGAACUCUCUGGGCCUCAGUUUCCCCCCUCUGUGAAGUGAGGGGGGUCAACCCAAGAUUCUUCAGCCUGGAUUGUUUUGGGGCUGGGAAUUCCGGGUCUCUGGGGAGGGGUAUUUAUUGAUCAGGGUGUGGAUUUUUAGGGGUAGGGGGAAAGGGGUCUCCAUAUACUGUUUUGGGGCCCCCACUUCCCCCCUGCUCUUAUUUAAUCUCCAUUUGUACUGUGUGAUUAGGAUAUAAUAAAGAAUUUUAUUUAUUUUC